CCGUAAUACUGCGCCGCCGACUACCCGUCCAAACACCUCAACAAAUUAUCUUUGCAGAGAAAACAUGGCCUCGACGGCUGAGGACCCGAAUGAAGCCACAGAUAAACCGGACGAUGAAGCACGCGCGUGUGGUAGCAACCACCAAGAUGCCACUGCAACGUCUUCCGCAGAUCAUGUGAACAACAAAGACAUCGGUCUUCAGCCUCAAGAAAGCUGGGAGACCGAGCCUGAAAGUGAAAGCAAUUUAGAGCUGGGGGAACCGUAUCAAAAGCCAACUCCAAAGGUUUACACGGCAGCAGGGGCCGGGGAAGGGGAGCUAGGGGAGUACCACGGAGAGAGCCAUCUUGCUCUGAGGAUGUCGUCUGCGUGCAAGGGGCCUCUGAAGGAUGUCGACAAGAACCAUCCAGAAAUUUGGGCAUUACUUCCAAGCGGCUACGACUACCACAUCUGUGCCAUCGAGAUUCCGGAUCCGGACAAGCCGGACCAGUUCAAGAUCGGUCUCCGUCUGCCCAUCAAUACAGAGAAGGACAUGGAUAAAUGGAUCGAGGAGUACCAGAUGGUCAGCUAUACCCAGUAUCGGGUCGGUCAUGGCAAUCGGAAAUCAAAGGCUGUCCGCAUACUUUACCAGAGAAACCUAAAGUGCCAACACAACAUCUUUCCAAGGAAGAAGAACGAGACUCCGAAGAGAGCGCUGACCGACCGAAGCAGUGCGUGGCGCGGGCCCCAGCACACCGGAUGCCAAGCGAAGCUGAACAUCGCCAUCAGGGUCUACGUCAAGGAGAUCUCAAAGAAUCGUCUCAGUAGAAAUCAAGACGUCCAUAUGCCAGACUACCCCGCCAUGAUAUCCAUCACGCACACCCACAACCACGAGACGAAGAGUGAGUACGCUCUACGCUUCCGCCCCGUGGACAAGACGCUCGAGGAUUUCUACACGGAUCUCUUCAAGGCUGGUCAUAGCGCCCUGACGGCAUGGAGCUUCUUUCAGUGGAAGCGCUGGGCAGAGAACGGGAUAGACUACGAGAAGAUGAUUCAGGACAGGGCGUACAAUCCCGACAUGGCCUAUGUUUACAGGAUUUUCUACCGCAUGAUGCGGGAGAGGAAGCCGCAAAUGAUGAAACCGAUAAAGUCUGCCAAGCAACGCAAUAUGGGCGUGGCCCAGACCAGCACCCCUGUGACCUUGGGCGCCACCACUCUAGGGGUGUCUCAUGCUGGGGGACUCCCCAAUGGCUUGGGUACAGAGGUGAUCAUGGAGGGGGACGAAGGAGACGGAGAGGUCACCCAGACAAAGAGGAUGAAACUGGAUGUAGGAGGAAACACUGUUGUUGAAGCAGAUGUGAUCAAGGACAACUCUGGAAUCAUUUUUAUGGACACGUCAUCUUUGAUGGCCAGCUCUGGUCUUCUCAGCAGCACCUCCUUGAUGGACAAUUCAAGCCUAGCAACUGCAUCAUACGUCGAAGAAGAGGAAUUGGAGGAGGAGGAAGAUGCAGGCAAAGACUUCUUUGCUCAUGGUUACAGGACUCGUAUCCGGGGCUCGAACCGUAAGCGGAAGAACACCGUGAAUCUGAAGGAACUCUAUGAAGAUCUUGAGCAGCUGAUAUCAAAGCAUGUGAAUGAGAUGCACCCAGCUCAUGCCCACCUUGCGAGGAUUACCGGUGACAGAGACGAUAUGAUCAUUGCGAUCUGCACCCCCCUCAUGAGGCGGGCCCACGCCAAUCUGCCUGCAGCAAAUGAACUGUGCAUUGUAGACGGGACAUACCAGAGCUUCGGUCAGGUCAUGUGCUAUGUAGUGUCCUUCAUGGUCCCGAGCAAUGCUGGCGGGAUUCCUCUAGGGUUCCUAGUCCUGUCGUCCAUGGACCAGGUCUUUAUCACGCAGGGUCUGGAACUCUUCAAGAUGCUGAUCCCGGAUGAUGCCUUUGGCUGCAGAGGACGCGACGGACCGUCCUACUUCCUCGUCGACGAGGAGCACUUCAAGCCGGAGAUCGUCCAAGCAACCUUCCCCAAUGCCAAUGUCCUGAUCAGCCCCUAUCACCUGAUCUUGAUGACCUGGAGGUGGAUGGCUGAUCCCAAGAGACGCAUCAAGAGCAAGGACCAUGCAGCAAUCUUCGGAUUCGUCAAAGAUCUGAUCAAUUGCCAAGCAGCUGAAGAGCUUAAUAGUAUCCAUAUCAAAAUCCUUAACAGUGAGAUCAAUGAAAUGUACAGGGAGUUUGCACCCUUUGUGAUAGGUGGCAUUGUGAACCGAUGGAGUGAAUGGAUGCUACCGGAAGAUCAUCCCAUCCAUAGAAUAGGGGUAGGAGCCUGCCCCUGGCAGAAGGUCAUGAACUGCAUGAGGGAUAGGGUGCUCAUGAAAGGAAGACACUUUAACAUCCUACAGAUGACUCACUUUCUUCUCCAUGGAGUAGACGCAGCCUACCAGAGGAACUUGGAGGAGGGGUGUAAGAGUGAGCCCACGGACCUCUCAUUCGUCCCCAUCUUCCUAGAUCCUUACAUCACCAAGGCUGGCAUCACUCAGCUCAGCCCAACUGAAUUCCAUGUCAACGCCAGGAACAAGAACCUGAUUGGGGUUUUGACGGUCAACACAGAGUUGGGUAUCUGUUCCUGUAUCGCAGGGAGAGCGGGCUAUUUCUGCGUCCAUCUUGGAUCCGUUCAUAAAUUCUUUGACGUUCCCACCCGCACGAGGGCUCCCUUUCCAUUUGCAAUUGAUAAAUAUCACAUCUACAAACUUGCCACAGGAGAGAAAAUCAUCCAUGAGCAGCUGACCGACACCAUGCAGCAGCUUGCUCAGGUAGUGGAAGCCAACCUGUCCACUCUCGCAGAACCGGUCAAACAUUUCAUCCAGCAGAUAGAGAGAGCAGACUCCGCCUCCGGGCUCGUCGCCGCCCUGGAGAAGUUCAGGGUCCUGACGAAAGAGGAGGAGGAGGAGGAGAAGGAUCGGAUGGAGAGAGAGAAGGUGGAGAAAGCAAAGAAGGAGGUGGAGGAGGAGCGGAGGAGGAGAGAGGAGGAGAAGGCGAGGGAGGAGCGAAGGAGUGCGGAGGAGAAGAGGAAGAAGAAGGAGGAAGAGGAGAAGAUGGAGGAGAGGAGGAAAGAAGAAGAGGAGAAGAAGUUGAGACUUUCACGGCUCUUCUCUGAUGAUGCUCAACUCAUUGUAAAGACAACUGUUUGCAGCUCUACAAAGGAAUCUGAAAAGAAAGUGAACGAAGUAGAAGCCGGGAAGAGGGCUCGUGUGCCAAUCAUGACGCCUGGACGGUCUGUAACGCGUGGAGUAACACGCAUGCAGGACACUGAAAAUAGCAAAAAGGAAGCAACACCAAAGAGAAAAACAAAAGCACAGAGAACUGCAUCCCCUUCCAAGCAGGCUGUACAAGCAGCCAAAGAACAUAUUGAUAGUUUGGAAGAAGAGAAUGCUACGGACAAAAAUCUCAUCUUGUUGAUGUCGGACGAGGGAGGGAUGUUGGUGAAAGGAAUAGCCACAGAGACGGCGUCGCUAGGGAGGGUGCUUGUGAUUAAUAAGCCAAUCACAGAUCAGCAGGUUGGCAUGGUCGUGAUGAAGGACAAGAAGAAAGGGAAGAAGGGAAAGUCAUGACAUGAAAGCAUGAUCAGUAGGAAUUGACCAAUCAGAUAGGAGAUGAUUUAUGUUUUGAGGCAUGAUCAUGCUACUGCAGCCAAUCAAAGACCAGCAGGUUAUCAUGGUGAUGAAAGGUUUUGAAAAGAGGAGAGGAGGUCAUGACUUGAAAGCAUGAUCAGUAUACUGCGGCCAAUCAAAGACCAGCAGGUCAUCAUGGUGAUGAAAGGUUUUGAAAAGAGGAGAGGAGGUCAUGACAUGAAAGCAUGAUCAGUAGAAACUGACCAAUCAGAUGGGAGAUGAUGUUUGCAUCGAGGCAUGGUUAUAGUUUUGCAGCCAAUCAUGGCCCAGCAAGUAUGCAUGAUGAUGCUGAAGAACACAGCGAGGAAAGUCUAAUCAAGAGGAACACACCAAUCAGCUUCGAGAUGUCGUUUGCAUUGAGGCAUAAUCAUCCUGACAUGCUUUACAUGAAACUGACCAAUCAAAACCACCGUUUUCAUGUAUGAAACGUUAAAAGUCCAAGCUGUUAACGUUCUUUAUACCAUCAGUAUAAAUGUGUCACUCCAACUUGAGCUGGAGUCUGGAUCAGCCUGGAAAUCAAGUAAAAUGGUACUUGUAAAACUCAUUUGAGUACAUAAUUCCUUUAAAUACUUUGUAAAAUCGGGGAAAACAAAUUAUCUAGUACCUUGGGCUUCAAAAAUAAUCAUAAGUCACAUCUUCAGCAAAGAUAGUAGGGUAUAUGGGAUUGGUGUAUUAAAGCCCCACUGCACUACUUAUAGCUACUUGCUCCCUCUAUAUAGAAAACAAUGCCUAAUCGGUGACCAUAGGUCCCCCAUGAUCAUUUUUUCUUAUGUUAAUUGAGAGCUGAGUUGAUGAGAUAGCCACCUGUCAGUGACCACCCUGGGUGGUCUAAUCCCUCCUGGCCAAACUAGUGCAGAUUGGCUUUAAAGCCGAUUUUGGGGGUCUUGACCUAAUUAUCAGUGCCAUGUUUAGUAUCAACAUCACUUUCACUGUCAUCACAAUCAAUCAUCAAUUCAUCAUCAUCGUCAUCAUCA
Strongylocentrotus purpuratus (purple sea urchin) is the source of this 4614-nucleotide messenger RNA. RefSeq lists its product as uncharacterized. The transcript is spliced from 12 exons. NCBI's taxonomy places the organism in Eukaryota, Metazoa, Echinodermata, Echinoidea, Camarodonta, Strongylocentrotidae. The coding region runs from base 65 to 3580 and encodes 1171 amino acids. Gene Ontology annotation, molecular function: zinc ion binding. The record is from RefSeq and is a predicted model, not a curated record.